AUGGCAACCUUCAGCUCGAUGCGCUUCGCUCAGAAUUCAGUGCAAGGCUUAACCGGCGUGGCCGGGAGGUCGGGCUAUGGCAACACUGGUAGUGUUGCUGUCGCCUUUGACACGGGGCCCGUGGACGACAUCCAGAGCCCGCCGCAGAAGUUGCUCUCGCAAAGUCCGAGGCAGCCAGCGCCUCCGCUGCUGGCAGAGAAACUGACAAGAGCUUGUCAGGCACGGUCAUCUUUGCCCUCGCAAUGGCAGCAUGUGCAACCAGGGCAAAGACCAACCGAAUCCAGUGAGGUCAGGCAAACUCCAAUCUGCCAUCCCAGCCCGAUGCAGCCAAGCCUGAGCCGUCAGGGGCAAGCUCAGACGACUCGGGCAGAGCAUUCGCAACAGGCUUCGCAGAGGUCUUGCCAACCCUUCAUUGAGUCGGCAAGCGGGACAGUGGACGACAUCCAAAGCCCGCCGCGGCAGAAGUUGCCGGCAUCCUCGCAAAGUCCGAGGCAGCCAGGGCCCCCGCCACUGGCAGAGACGCUGACGAGAGCUUGUCAGGCGCGAGCCAAUCAUUCAACGCAGCCGGGAGUCAGGAGGAGGAACCAAGUCCCGGAGCUGGCCACGAGCUGGAAGAGCUUUCAGGCGCAGCCCACGGGAACCGGGCGGGUGCGUAUCGACGGCGACCGGAGCGACCGGGCCGCGUCCCCGCGAGACGAAUCGCCGGGGUCCGAGCUCAAUCCGUUGAGGCCGCCCCAGCGGGACACGUCCUGGACUCCUCAUGCCCUCAGCCGCUGCAAGCAAAUGAGUUCUUCGCGAUCUACAUCCGGCAGCCAGGGGCAGGUGGCUUCCGUGGCCACUCCGAGUGGCGCAGGCUUGCGCAGGAUGGACCGGGAGGACGAAUCGACAACAUUGCUUGGCAGGAAGACCGGCAGCGGCCCUUUUCCAGCGAACGGGGCGAGCAUGGUGAACAACCCGAUGCAAGCAGGCAUCCAGCCCGGGCCGAACACCGCGUCUGCACCCGACAGCAGCGAUGCUUACGCGAGGCAAGCCUGCGGCGGUGUUGAACUGCCGAAGACCGGCAGUGGCCCUUUUCCAGCGAACGGGGCGAGCAUGGUGAACAACCCGAUGCGUGCAGGAAUCCAGCCCGGGCCGAACGCCUCGUUUGCACCCGGCUGCAGCGAUGCUUACGCGAGGCAAGCCUGCGGCGGUGUUGAAUUGCCGAAGACCGGCAGUGGCCCUUUUCCAGCGAACGGGGCGAGCACGGUGAACAACCCGAUGCAUGCAGGAAUCCAGCCCGGGCCGAACACCUCGUUUGCACCCGGCUGCAGCGAUGCUUACGCGAGGAAGACCGGCAGUGGCCCUUUUCCAGCGAAUGGGGCGAGCAUGGUGAACAACCCGAUGCAUGCAGGAAUCCAGCCCGGGCCGAACACCUCGUUUGCACCCGGCUGCAGCGAUGCUUACGCGAGGCAAGCCUGCGGCGGUGUUGAAUUGCCGAAGACCGGCAGUGGCCCUUUUCCAGCGAACGGGGCGAGCAUGGUGAACAACCCGAUGCAUGCAGGCUUCCAGCCCGGGCCGAACACCUCGUUUGCACCCGGCAGCAGCGAUGCUUACGCGAGGCCGGCCUGGGCCUGUGGUGUGGGCGGCCCGCUUCCGGGCGCUGCUCCUGGUCAUGCCGCCGUUCCGGGAACGGUGCCAACUGCAGGUUGCCCAUCGACUCGUGCUGGCGCUGACAGGAGUGCCGUACCGCCUUCGGCCAUCUCCCAGCCGAGCACAGCCCAGCCGGCAGGGCCCCAGCCGAAAGCCUCCACUCCUACAAGGCAGAUGUACACGGGGGUCCAUGUUCAGCUGGAGCUCUGUCCUCUCUGGUCAUCGUUGCUCUUCGUGGCCAAGUGUCCACGCUGGCCGCCCGCCCUGCUAGCCGAGGUCACGUCUUGGCCCAGUGCCCAGAAGAGAGAGGGCGAGAUGGGCGAGGAGGAGGUCUCCUUCAGUGGGGCCCACUACAAGAGCACCCUGGAGCGAUUCGAGGUGCAGCGCAAGGAUUGGGCCGGUGCUCUGCAGAGGCUGGCGGAGAUGUGGGACUUCAACCUCUCGCCGAGUGCUAUUGCCUACACGCAAUGCAUCAGCUGCUGUGCAAAAGCAGGCAAGCUGACGAUGGCUCUUCAUCUUCUGCGUGAGUUGCGGGCGACACCUGGGGUCGAAACAGAUGUCGUGGCUGUGAAUGCCGGUCUGAGGGCCUGCGCACUGCGGGGUGCCUGGCGAGAAGCGUUCCACUUAGCAAGAACGGUGCCCUGCAUGACUUUGCUGCCCUCUGUGGUGACCUGGUCGUCCACGAUCAGCGCCUGCGAGAAAGGUGGCAACAAUUGGCCUGCAGUCUUCAACAUUUUCAAAGUUAUGCGCCAAUGCAUCAUCCGCCCCAACACCAUCACCUUGAACGCCGGAAUCUCCUCAUGUCGAAACUGUUGGUCGCAAGCGCUCUUCUUGGCAGCCACCGAAGGGCCCUUGGCCGCAGAGACGCAAAGAGACCUCCUCAGUUACUCGGCGGCCAUCUCCGGCUGUGAGCGUGGGGGCCAGUGGUCUCAGGCUCUCAUGCUUUUGCAAGCCGUCUCGAAGAGGAGCUUGCGAAGAGACGUUCCGUUCUUCUCAUCGGCGGUCAGUGCCUGUGAGAAGGGCAUGCAGUGGUUGACGACUCUCCAGCUUCUCGACAUUCUAGAGGCACAGCAGCUGGUUCCAGACGUGGUGGUGAUCGGAGCUUGCCAGAGCCAAUACUUGUGGACCUCGGCUCUCCAGCUGCUCGAGGAGCUCCCCGGCCGCUCCUUGCUUCCCAGCCUGGUCUUCUGCAACGCAGCGCUGAGCGCCUGCGCGCCUCGCUGGCGCUGGGCCCUGCAGGUCCUUUCGGCUCUGGGCGCAUGUGCUCAUCGGCCCGAUCAGCACACUUUCGUGGCGGCCAUUGAUGCCUGCGAACGCGGAGGACGCUGGCAGCUGGCCUUGGACCUGCUGCAACGUCUGGUCAGCUCACGCUUGGAGCUGAAUGCCUAUCCCUUCAAUGGGGUAUCUUCUGCUCUUUGCAGCUCCGGUCGCUGGGAGCUUGCUCUGGAGCUGAUCUCGUUGAUGUUAAGGCAGGCACUACGAACAACUCAUGUUCAACAUGCACUUUCUUCGAAGGGACUGCAGCUCUCGGCCCUUCCAUCCUGGGCAUGCGCUGUGGUGGGCUUCGAGAAGCCUGGAGCACCUGUGUGUGGUGGGCUCUCAGCCUGCGAAGCACGCGCCAAGGUGGCGGGGUUCCUGGAGUCUCUGCCGCAGGGCUCCUCCGUGCUCCCCUACCAACGCGAGUCGGUGGAGUUCGGCCUGCAACGCGGCGGCCGCGUCCUGCUGGGGGAUGAGAUGGGCCUCGGGAAGACGCUGCAGGCUUUGCUCCUGGCGGCCCAGUACGAGGCCGAGUGGCCCUUACUGGUGGUGGCUCCGUCCUCCUUGCGCUUCGUUUGGCGUGAGCAGGCCGCGCAGUGGCUGCCCCAUCUUGUGGGUGCAGACGGCGGCCAAGUGCAGGUGAUCAGGACCGGGAAGGACAAAGUCAACAAGUGUGCUCGCGUAGUUGUCACAACUUACGAUCUGCUGCGGCGGAGCGAGUCCUUGCGACGCCGUGCCGAUGGUCGUGACUAUCUUGCAGUCAUCGUGGACGAGUCGCAAAACAUCAAGGAAGCAAGCAGCCAAAGAACAAAAGUGGUGGUCGGGAUUUGCAAGGCAGCGCGCCGUGUUCUUCUACUAAGCGGCACACCAGCUGUGAAUCGAGCGGCCGAGCUCUACACGCAGCUCGAGGCGCUUCUCCCUGCAGAGAUGCCCAGUUUUGCGCAGUUUGCAGAGCGCUUCUGCUACAAGCAGACGCAGAACUUCGGUGGGCGCCGUACGAUCAAGUGGAUCGGCGUGCAGCGUCCAGCAGAGUUGCAUUGUCUGCUGAACACUGUGAUGAAGAGGCGCCUGAAGAGUCAGGUUCUGCAGCAGCUUCCAGAGAAACGGCGCAUGCGAGUGCCCUUGGACCCUGAGAAGAUGAGCCAGGAGAAACUUCGUGAUGUGGAAAGGCGAACUCGACAAAUGGGAAACGUCGACUUCAACUCGGGGAAGGCUCUGGGAGACACUGCGCAGCUCUUCCGAGACACCGCCGAGGCCAAGUUGGCGGCGGUCCUCGACUACGUUGAACACUUGCUGAGUCUGGAGACGAAAUUCCUGAUCUUUGGUCACCAUCGUCUGGUACUGGAUGCGCUUGAAGAAAAGCUGAAGCGGGCAAAAUUUGGGUACAUCAGAAUUGAUGGCCAAACGGGUGCGUCGGAACGGCCAAAGCUCGUCAGCCGAUUCCAGGAGGAUGAGUCUGUCCGUGUUGCAGUGCUGAGCAUCACCGCGGCGGGAACUGGGCUGACACUUACGGCUGCGCAGACCGUCGUCUUCGCCGAGCUCUACUGGGUACCUGGGCAGAUGCAUCAAGCGGAAGAUCGAGCGCAUCGGAUCGGCCAGCGGGACUGCGUCUCUGUCCACUACCUCAUUGCGAAGGACACAUUGGACGAAGUUCUCUACAGAACUCUAGAGAAGAAAACCGUCAGCACCACCAGAAUCCUGAAUGGGCAUGGUUCUGGCCUGGACAUGCUGCAGCAUUCGCCGGAAUGCGAUGGCAGCUUAAAGCGCAAGGUGGACAGCAAUCCGGAUACAGCAAAAGCAGAGCAGCCGGAGAAGUGCCGGCGCAGCGAUGCUCUUCGCACUCCCGGCUGCUGA
Molecule: messenger RNA, 4740 nt
Organism: Symbiodinium necroappetens
Lineage: Eukaryota; Dinophyceae; Suessiales; Symbiodiniaceae
Source: the annotation of a GenBank genome assembly